AUGGAAGACGCACACGCGAAGUCGGGCGAAGAGGUUUGCCGUUUCUUUGGUGUGGGUGAAGACGGACUGAACGAAAGUCAAGUAGAGGCGCAGCGAGCCAAGCAUGGCUUCAAUGAAAUGCCUGCCGAGGAAGGAAAGUCAAUUUGGGAACUUAUUUUCGAACAGUUUGACGAUCUCCUUGUGAAGAUUCUUCUCCUCGCUGCUAUAAUCUCUUUUGUCCUAGCUCUGUUCGAAGAACAUGACGACCAAACUUCUGCCGUCACUGCAUUUGUUGAGCCUUUCGUCAUUCUCCUUAUUCUUAUCGCUAACGCCACCGUUGGAGUUUGGCAGGAGCGAAAUGCAGAGUCAGCUAUAGAAGCUUUGAAGGAAUAUGAACCGGAAAUGGCCAAAGUGGUCCGAGCUGGGUCUCAUGGCAUCCAGAUGAUUCGAGCUCGCGACUUGGUACCCGGAGACAUUGUCGAAGUAUCUGUCGGAGACAAAAUCCCAGCAGAUCUUCGCCUGCUUAAGAUCUACUCGACAACGAUACGAAUCGACCAGUCCAUUCUGACUGGAGAGUCAGUGUCAGUUAUCAAGCACACAGAAUCUGUUCCUGAUCCCCGUGCCGUGAAUCAGGAUAAAAAGAACUGCUUGUUUUCAGGCACAAACGUGGCCUCUGGAAAGGCUCGGGGGAUAGUAUUCGGAACUGGACUGAGCACUGAAAUCGGUAAAAUUCGAACUGAGAUGGCAGAGACGGAAAGCGAUAAAACCCCACUUCAACAAAAACUUGACGAAUUCGGUGAACAGCUGUCUAAGGUUAUCUCCAUAAUUUGUGUGGCUGUAUGGGCCAUCAACAUUGGCCACUUCAACGAUCCAGCUCACGGCGGGUCUUGGGUUAAAGGAGCGAUUUACUACUUCAAGAUUGCUGUUGCGCUUGCCGUCGCUGCUAUUCCUGAAGGUCUUCCUGCCGUUAUCACUACCUGUCUAGCUCUUGGAACACGAAGAAUGGCAAAGAAGAACGCCAUUGUCCGAUCACUGCCGUCUGUGGAAACUCUUGGGUGCACAUCCGUGAUUUGCUCUGAUAAGACCGGUACUUUGACCACUAACCAAAUGUCUGUGUCAAAAAUGUUCAUUGCUGAAUCUGCGUCUGGUGAUAACGUUAAUUUCAACGAGUUCACUAUCUCAGGAUCAACGUAUGAACCUUCUGGAAAGGUAUUCUUCAACAACAAAGAGAUCAACUGUGCUAGUGGAGAUUUUGAUGCCUUGACUGAGUUGGCUACUAUCUGUGCUAUGUGCAACGAUUCUGCGGUUGAUUACAACGAUACGAAGAAAAUCUAUGAGAAGGUAGGAGAAGCAACAGAAACAGCACUGGUUGUUCUCUGUGAGAAAAUGAAUGUCUAUGGAACCCCGAAGUCUGGACUCUCUCCACGUGAUUUAGGCAACGUUUGUAAUCGUGUUAUUCAACAGAAAUGGAAGAAGGAAUUCACUCUGGAAUUCUCUCGAGACCGAAAGUCAAUGUCAUCAUACUGUGUCCCUGCUACUGGUGGGUCUGGAGCUAAGAUGUUCGUAAAGGGAGCUCCAGAAGGAGUGCUUGGACGUUGUACUCAUGUUCGUGUGAACAACCAGAAAGUACCACUUACGCCCGCGAUGACUCAGAAAAUUGUGGACAAGUGUGUUCAAUACGGCACUGGCCGCGAUACGUUGCGUUGUCUCGCACUGGGAACGAUUGACAAUCCAAUAUCGCCGCAAAGUAUGAACCUCGAGGAGUCUACGCAGUUCGCCAAGUAUGAACGUGAUAUAACUUUUGUUGGAGUCGUGGGAAUGCUCGAUCCUCCUAGAACUGAGGUCAUGAGUUCGAUCAAAGAGUGCAACCAUGCUGGUAUUCGUGUAAUUAUGAUCACUGGUGACAACAAAAAUACUGCGGAGGCUAUUGGAAGGAGGAUUGGACUUUUCAGCGAAAAUGAGGAUACCACUGGCCUCGCCUUCACCGGCCGUGAGUUCGAUGACUUACCGCCAGAGCAGCAAUCAGAGGCCUGCCGACGAGCCAAGCUGUUCGCUCGUGUCGAGCCCGCCCACAAAUCCAAGAUUGUUGACAUUCUUCAAAGUCAUGGAGAGAUUACUGCUAUGACUGGAGAUGGUGUGAACGAUGCUCCUGCUCUGAAAAAAGCGGAAAUUGGAAUUGCUAUGGGUUCAGGAACGGCUGUCGCCAAAUCGGCCUCAGAAAUGGUGCUCGCUGAUGACAACUUCGCCACCAUCGUCGCUGCUGUAGAAGAAGGAAGAGCCAUUUACAAUAACAUGAAGCAAUUUAUCCGAUACUUGAUCUCAUCUAAUGUCGGAGAAGUGGUCUCAAUCUUCCUUGUUGCGGCACUUGGAAUCCCGGAAGCGUUGAUCCCAGUACAACUUCUAUGGGUCAAUUUGGUCACAGAUGGUCUUCCAGCUACUGCUCUUGGCUUCAACCCACCCGAUUUGGACAUAAUGGAACGUCAUCCGCGGUCAGCGAGCGAGGGAUUAAUCUCCAAGUGGCUUUUCUUCCGUUAUCUGGCUGUUGGAACCUAUGUCGGAGUUGCAACUGUUGGAGCAGCCAUGUGGUGGUUCCUUCUCUAUGAGGAUGGGCCCCAGAUCACUUACUAUCAGCUGACUCACUGGAUGAGAUGCGAGAUUGAACCCGAAAACUUCACCGAUUUGGACUGUGCAGUUUUUGAAGAUAACCAUCCAAAUGCUAUGGCACUUUCCGUGUUGGUUACGAUUGAAAUGCUCAACGCCAUCAACUCAUUAUCGGAGAACCAAUCCCUUCUCGUUAUGCCACCAUGGAAAAACGUAUGGUUAUGCGCAGCUAUUGCCUUGUCUAUGUCACUCCAUUUUGUGAUUCUCUAUGUUGACAUCAUGGCAACAAUCUUCCAGAUUACUCCGCUAUGUGUGACCGAAUGGGUCGCUGUAUUCAAGAUCUCAUUCCCUGUUAUCCUUCUCGACGAGGUUCUCAAGUUCGUCGCACGCAAUUACAUCGACGUGGAACCUCCAGCGGAUAUCAAUAUCAAGAAGAGGAUUUAA
Molecule: messenger RNA, 3024 nt
Organism: Necator americanus (New World hookworm)
Lineage: Eukaryota; Metazoa; Nematoda; Chromadorea; Rhabditida; Ancylostomatidae
Exons: 21
Coding region: 1-3024 (1007 amino acids)
Biological process (GO): intracellular calcium ion homeostasis; calcium ion transmembrane transport
Cellular component (GO): membrane
Molecular function (GO): P-type calcium transporter activity; ATP binding; ATP hydrolysis activity
Source: RefSeq, a predicted model, not a curated record